Molecule: messenger RNA, 1391 nt
Organism: Talaromyces stipitatus ATCC 10500
Lineage: Eukaryota; Fungi; Ascomycota; Eurotiomycetes; Eurotiales; Trichocomaceae
Exons: 6
Coding region: 122-1351 (409 amino acids)
Biological process (GO): peptidyl-lysine monomethylation
Molecular function (GO): protein-lysine N-methyltransferase activity; protein binding
Source: RefSeq, a predicted model, not a curated record
GGCUAGAUUGAAAGCAAAGUUAAAUAUCAACGAUCUUUGUUCAAUAAUCAAUCGGAAAUCGGAAGACCACUUCUGUUCAUGUGUAUCUUAAAGUGCUAAGUCUAUAUUGAAAACCGUGAACAUGUCAUUGGGCGAAGAACAUGUUGCUUUCAUCCGCUGGUGUGAAUCUCAAGGGAUAAAGAUUCAUGGCGUCUCCCCUGCCGGUAUUCCAGGUCGGCGUUUAGGGAUGAUUGCCACAAGAAGAAUAUCCGCUGGCGAGACAAUUGUUACGGUUCCUCUAGUCGCGAUGCUUACAAUCGACUCCGUUCCCCCUUCUUUUGUUCGAAUGUUUUCCAAAGCUACACCGCUACAUGCGAUACUCGCCGCGUUUUUCACCCACGGAGACCCUGUUUUAUUAGAAAAAUGGGAGUAUUGGCGUCGGGUUUGGCCUCUUAGGCAUGAUUUUGAAAAAUCUUUGCCACUCUUUUGGUCGGAAAUGUUACCAGCCAACGAAAGCAUACUACCUCCUUCUGUUUCUGGAUCGUGGAGCUUCCGUAAUAAGAAACCUGAGGAUAUUGAGUAUGGAUCCAGAUAUACAAACAUACUCUCGCACCAGAAAAAGAGAUUGCAGGAUGCAUGGAGCGAGGUUCUUUUGGUGUUCCCUCACACAGACUGGAAUUUCUUCUCAUAUAAUUGGCUCAUUCUGAAUACCAGAAGUUUCUUCUAUGUGUCACCAGAGAAAGACGAGCCUGAAGAUUGGAAUGAUGCCAUAGCCUUAGUUCCUUUUGCGGAUUACUUCAAUCAUGAUGACAAGGCACCUUGUGAGGUUAAUUUUAACGGCGAGUAUUACACGUUUAAAGCUUCUCGACGAUUUGAGAAGGGCGAAGAGUUAUUUAUCAGCUAUGGAUCACAUUCGAACGACUUUCUUCUAGUUGAAUACGGAUUUCUUCUAGAUGACAACAAGUCGGAUGCCAUUUUUCUCGACGAUAUCGUCCUUCCAGAACUUGCAACUGCGAACAAGAAAGAACUGCUCUCUCGGCAGCUUUAUGGCGACUAUAAAGUUACAUCGUCUGGUUUUUGCAAUCGUACCAAGGCUGCUGCUUGCAUGAAAUACAUGACUAACGAUCAGUGGCGUGACUACAUUCUAGGUCGCAGUCAGGGCGUAGAGAAUAGAACCGCAAGUGUUCUCCAUGACUGGAUCGGCGCCUAUCUGAAGAAAAGCAUGACCAGUAUCAAGAUCUUGGAGGAUAUGCAAUUGAGGCCGCGAUCAGAAUCUCAAUAUUGGGAGAAGGAUAGGAUCGACAUUUUGUUGAGGAGGUGGAACCAAAUAAGAGUCUUGUGUGUAGAAGCAUCAAAGGCUAUUUCCUCGUGAAGCCGGGUUCACGUCUUACCUUGUAUACCGUGCUCUGGGG